UAGUUUGCAGACAGUGCCUAAGUGUGGGCGGGGCCUUCUGGGUAAUCAAACCGCUGUUUCUUUCACUUCGCAGUGAAACUAGAAAGCUGGAAGAGUUUCUGAGCAGAUUAUCAGCAUGGAAUAUUGUGGUCUUCUCAACCUCUCUAAGCAGCCAGUUCCUCUCAAGAGCAUCUCAGUAGAUGUGUCUAUCAAUCAGUUUGUGGCAGAUGUGUCUGCAACCCUGGACUACAAGAAUGAGGAAACAGGCCCUGUGGAAGCAUUGUUUGUGUUCCCCAUGGAUGAAGACUCUGCUGUUUAUAGCUUCCAGGCUGUGGUGGAUGGGAAGAAUAUAGUGGGAGAAAUCCGAGAAAAGCAGAAGGCCCAGGAAGAUUAUGAGAAUGCCAUCUCUCAAGGCCAGGAAGCCUUCCUAUUGGAGCAGGAUAGCAGCUCUGGGGACAUUUUCAGUUGUAGUAUAGGAAAUCUUCCCCCUGGCCAGAAUGCUACUGUCACCCUGAGCUAUGUUCAGGAACUGUCCCUUGAAGCAGAUGGGGCUGUUCGAUUUGUGCUCCCAGCCAUCUUGAACCCACGCUACCUUCUCCAAGAAUCAGCUGAGACUGAAAGCAUCACCUCUCACAUUUCCCGGAUUCCUGGCAAGGAGCUGCCCUACACAUUUAGUGUCAGCGCCAAUAUCUGCUCCUCUAAUGGCAUUGAGAAGGUCCAUUCCAGCUGUGCCCUGAGUCCCCUGAAGUACUUGGCAGAUGACAAGACAGUUGCCCAGGUUUCCUUGGCUGAAGGGCACAAAUUUGAUCGGGAUGUUGAGAUUCUAGUUUACUACGGGGGAAUAAACACACCCAGUAUCUCCUUGGAGCUUCCCCAAGCUGGUGCCAAACCAGGUUCCCUGAUGGGAGACACAGCUAUGAUGGUGAGUUUCUACCCUAGCAUCCCUGAGGCUGAGGGAGAGAGCACUUCUGGUGAAUUUAUCUUCCUCAUGGACCGCUCAGGGAGCAUGGCCUCACCACUGAAUUAUGAAAUGGGCUCCCAGUUACGCAUAGCAAGUGCCAAGGAAACUCUGAUCCUGCUGCUGAAGAGUUUGCCUCUUGGCUGUUAUUUCAAUAUCUAUGGAUUUGGAUCCACUUUUGAUUACUUCUUCCCAGAAAGUGUGGAGUACACACAGCAGACCAUGGAGGAGGCUGUGCAGAGAGUAAAGUCUCUUGAAGCUGACCUGGGAGGGACUGAAAUCUUGGAGCCACUGAAGAGCAUUUACAGCAAAUCCUGCAAACCAAACCACCCCCGGCAGCUCUUUGUCUUCACAGAUGGAGAAGUUUGUGAUACAGGUUUGGUCAUUGCUGAAGUUCGACGCCACAGCCAGAAUCACAGGUGUUUCUCUUUUGGAAUUGGAGAAGGGGCUUCUACCAGCCUUAUUAAAGGCAUUGCACGGGCAGCUGGAGGCACUGCAGAAUUCAUCACGGGCAAGGACAGAAUGCAGCCCAAGGCCCUUCGAUCCCUAAAGCGAGCCUUGCAGUCGGUGAUCCAGGAAAUCUCUCUCUCUUGGAUUCUACCUCCUGAGCUGGAGACCACCUUGCUCUCCCCAGCUCCUACUGUCAUCUUCCAGGGUCAGAGGUUAAUUGUCUAUGCCCAGUUGAAAGGAGCCAAUGCAUUUGAAGAGGCAGCAGGUGAGGUAUGUCUUGAGUAUACCUUCCAAGGUGAUGGCUUUAGGAGCACCAUGCCAUUCUUCCUGGAUCCCAAGGCAGAUGACAAACUUACCAUUCACCGCCUGGCUGCCAAGUCCUUGAUCCAGACCCUAGAAGGAAGUUCACAGGAUACUGCAGAAGAGAAGAAAAAAGUGGUGGAUAUCAGCCUCCAAUCAGGAAUUGUCUCCCCUCACACAGCCUACAUUGCUAUCAAUAAGGAGCUCAACGAGCCCAUUCAGGGGCCCCUAAUUCGGAGGGAUAUUCCAUUGGCUUAUAUGUCCCCAAGGGCAAUGAAGUUCAUGGCAGCUCCUAUGGCAUUUGGUAGUCCUCUGAUGACUCAAUCACUUUCCAGUUGUCUUGUCCAAGGAGGUCUGUGUGCUGAUGCUGGAUUUUUUGGACAUCCCUUUAAAAAAAAGAACUCUUCCAGGCAUGAAAAUUUCACAAGGUCCUUCUCACCUGAAAUGCCAUGUAGUUUCACUAUGGAAUCCGAUAGAGCUUUAACCCCUCCAGAGUCUCCACUUCUACAGCUGAUUUCCCUCCAGAAGGCAGAUGGUUCCUGGGAACUGGAUGAAGCUCUGACUUCAGUCCUGGGUGUGAGUGUUCAGGCUGCACUGGCUGCAUUGCCUGAUCAGAGUAAAGAUGUCCCAAGCUGGGCCACUAUCUUGGCUGUGCUGUGGCUGCACAGCAGCUUUUGGGGCCAGAGAGAAGAAUGGGAACUUCUGGAAAAGAAGGCUGUGGCAUGGAUCCAGGCUCAUUCUGACUCCUCCCUGGGUGAAUGUAUUGAAGCUGCCAAUGCUCUUCUGAAAUCCUCUGUGGAUCCUGCAGUCUUUGGCCUGUGAGAGUAGAGAUGGAAGAUUUUAAGAGUUUAUCUCUGGCUGCUUCUCCUUAGCCUCUCUGCUGCUGAGAGCUCUUGGUGUGCUUCCCUUCCCAGUUAUGGCUCAUUUCCCAUAGGAAGUAGUCAGUCAGAUUCAGUUUGUUUUAAUUCAGGUAUUUCUUUAGUGCCCUGCUCUGGGCUGGACACUGCUAGGAGCUAGCAUUACAGAGACAAAGAUGAUAGUCCCCUCACACAAGCAGCUUGCAUUCUUCUGGGGAAAGCAAGAAGUUUACAGAUCAGCAAAUUCCAAAAUAUGUAAAUUUCAAAAUAAGUAAAAAUAGCUUUUGGGGGAGGCAGGAGAUGAGAGCAAGAAUCCUUCCUGCACCUUCACCUGCCAGUUUUCUGCUUUAUAGUGAGGGUGCAUCCCACCCUAUGAGUCCAGGCCCCAUUCUGACCCCAGUCCUUCUGACUUUGUUCCUUUUCCUUUCCUCCCUUCCUCUCCUGCCUUACCCCUGAAGAACCUCACUCUCCUUCUUAGAGUUGGCCUCAUUUAAUCCUUUUCCAUCCCCCUUCUUCUGCCAUUGUAGCAUCACCCAGUUUUCAAGCAACCUACUUUUUUUUUUUUAAACUUUACCUCCCAUUUUAGAAUCAAUCCAGGUACAAGUUCAAAGGCAGAAGAACAGUAAGGGCUAGGCAAUGGGGAUUAAGUGAAUUGUCCAGGGUCACCCAAUUAGUAAGUAUCUCAAGGCAGAUUUGAACUUAAGUCUUUCUAACUCCAGGUGUGGGACAAUUGUGAAAGACCUCUUUCAAUUCCAGAAACUCUUCCUGAGCACCUGUGCUUAAUUUAUGGAUCCCUUGUUUAUUGAAGGCAGAAAUUACACCUGCUUUUCCCUCUAUAUUAUCCCAAAACAUAUUAAAGAAUGGUUCCCUCGGUUUUAAAUGAGUUAAUGGAGGGCCUAGUUUGAAGCCUCUUGCCUAUAUGCAGGUAGGAAUUUGAUUUUUGAGGACAGAAUGAAAAUAGAUGUGUGUAGGAAUCUAUUGAUGAUUUAUUGUAUAAAGAAUUAGAAUUGCUUGCAUUAAAUGACUUUUAAAAAAUCUUUUGAAACUUUAUUUGCAUACUAACUAGACAAAGAGGUGAGUAGUCAAAGACCCCAAACAAAGGAAGUUAAGCCUAUGCUUAGGGAGAAAGUUUGGGAAGAGACAUCUAAAGCUUCCAACCCACCCGUUCAGCUCUACAUUGGACCAUUCUGAUUCUGUGUGAAGCCUUUCUAUCCUCUACAAGCACUGAUGAACUCUUCUUAUGGGAGCUACUGGAGACAGGGAUUUCUCAAUGGUCAUGGAGGUGGAAGCUUAAGACUUGUUGAAAACCCUUUGCUUUUAUUUAUGAUUCUCUGCUGAACCACAAAUGGUAGUAGGAGUAGACAACUGUGAUGUUGAUGAACAUCUACCCCUCUCUGAAAUGAAGGAAAAGGCCUACCCGGAAUCUUAUGAUCUAUCUUGUCCUUAUCCCCCCACUUGCUUUGUCAUGGAUACUUAAUCUUCUCAGAAGCAUAUUUAUUCCUGAAAAUAUUCUAGUAAUAAGAAUAAGAUAACUUGCCUGUUAGUUCUCUUUGUUUGUAAUGGCAUUUUCUUCCAUUUAGUUAAUAUUGAAUCAUAGUAAUUUUCAUUGGAAGCCUUUAAUAAAAUGUGGAUUUUGAAGGUCAGCCAACUUCCAAGUUAAGGUAAUUUACUUCCGGACCUCAGGCCUCAUCUCACUGGGCUGGCUUUUUUUCAGGGGGAAGGGGAGCUGGCUUCUCUUUUAUCUAUAAACAAGGACUGUCUGGGUGACAAAUCAGCAAGUUCUAAUGGCCAUUUUGGACUACUGUGUCCCAGUCAAAUGAAGAGGACUGAAGGGGAAGGGGUUUGGUGUGUUCCUGAAAUCUGCCUCUUCCUGUGAUAAAGUAAUGAGGGACUUUAAGUUGGGACUUUAAGUCUACCUGCUCUAAGACUUUUCCAAUCAGAAAUGUCUUGAGAUGUCCAAGGGAAAAAAUAAAAAAUACUUCCCUCUCUGACUGCAAAUGCUAACCUUGAAACUGGGAUUUCAAAGUUGUCCCACCUACACUGAGAUGCAAUGUAAUUCAGUCCAAUAAAAUUUAUUAGAGUCUUAGUUUUAUAGGUGCUACCUUUCUUGGGGAAAGAAAUCAUUGUCACCUGCCCUGGUUCUUGAAGUUUUUGUUGUAUGGUAGGCUUACUUUGUCUGGCAGAGCUGAAGCUUGUGGUCCCCUUUGGUAGAGUCAUGCUGACUUAGAAGGGUAUAAUUUCCCUUCAUCUUUAGAAUUUUCACAUUCAAUUUCCUAUUUCUCCUUAAUAAAUCUGAAGAAGAGUCAGGUCUAUUGUCAGAGAAGUGGAGGGAGAAUGUAAAACAGAAAAGAAAAGAGUCUGAGUAUAGUACUCCCCUUGUAGGUCAUUUGGAUUGAUCUUAGAGCAAGGUACCUACCCAUUACUUCUGUCCUCUGAAAGACAACCAUCAGAUUCCCUCAUUCUAAUUUCACAACUAUCCUUUUUGCCUUGGGGAAACAACUUGAAUGUCUUUUCUAAUUUCAAAAACUUUUAAAAGGAAUGCCCAAAGAUUUCUGCAAAUUCUGCUUAUUUUAAGAGAUUUUAGAAGUUAACUUUUUUUUCAAAUUAUUACUUCUCUGUAUGUUUCUUUAAUAUUUGAAAGGCAAAAAAUCAUCUUGUUUUUUGAGAAA
Monodelphis domestica (gray short-tailed opossum) is the source of this 5213-nucleotide messenger RNA. Its product is annotated as von Willebrand factor A domain-containing protein 5A-like. NCBI's taxonomy places the organism in Eukaryota, Metazoa, Chordata, Mammalia, Didelphimorphia, Didelphidae. The record is from RefSeq and is a predicted model, not a curated record.